This is a messenger RNA of Zeugodacus cucurbitae (melon fly), 1170 nucleotides long. Its product is annotated as putative gustatory receptor 22a. Gene Ontology annotation, cellular component: membrane; neuronal cell body; axon. Gene Ontology annotation, biological process: sensory perception of taste. NCBI's taxonomy places the organism in Eukaryota, Metazoa, Arthropoda, Insecta, Diptera, Tephritidae. The transcript is spliced from 2 exons. The coding region runs from base 1 to 1170 and encodes 389 amino acids. The record is from RefSeq and is a predicted model, not a curated record. Gene Ontology annotation, molecular function: sweet taste receptor activity.
AUGAGCUCGCGUUGGCGUAUCGGUCUCGCGCGUUUCUUUUACAACUCGACAAUUUGGUUCUCCAUCGCUUUUGGCAUAUUGCCAUUCCGUUAUAAUACAAAAUUACGCCGAAUCUCAACGUCAAAAUGCAGCUUGGUCUAUAGCGUUUGUAUUGAUGCGCUGAUUGUGAUAAUUUCCUUAUUUUCUUGGCAAACCGAAGAUUUCCUAGAAGAGAAUAUGUUGCGACACAAUAAACUAAUGGAACUACUGACCAAGGCAAUAAUAUUAUCGAAUAUAUAUACGUUAAUUGCGAUUGUGGUGAUAAAUUGGCGCGAAUACAAAUCGGUGUUGUACAUCUUCAAUGAAUUCGCCGCGAUCGAACGGCAUUACUUCAGCAAGCAUAGAGUUUUGGCACGCAAUUGCAGAAGCUUCUAUGACUAUAUCAUUUGGAAAGGUGUGGCAACGCUGUUGCAAAACUUGUCCUUCAUAUUCAUAAUAUGCGCGCAUGCAGCUGAGAUAAACCAGCGUGCAGUGAUUGUACUUACCUUGGCGUUAACGCUCGGCAAUGUAAUUUUCCUUGUCGUGCUGCACUUUUACAAUUUCGUCAUAACCACUUACCGUUGCCUGUGGAUACUGCACCAGCGCCUGCAAUAUCUCGCUAACCGUAGCCAGUUCCGCCGUCCUCUCCAUUACGUUACGUACGAGGUCUAUGAAAUAACGGGCAUCUACUUGCGUCUGAUAAAGAUAUGCAGACGCUUUGCCAGUGUUUACGGCCAACAAUUGCUGUUCAGCAUUUUUGCAAUAAUGUGCGCCAACAUACAGUCCAUAUAUUAUUUGCGUGUCAUUUGGAGUGACAAAGUUUACGAAUUGUCCGCCUUUGAUAUAUUCUAUACAGGGCAAGCCGUUCUCAUAAAUAUUUUCGACUUUUGGCUAACCAUUUCGGCAUGCGAAUUGGCGCUGGGUAUGGCAAGGGAUAUAGCACAGCUGCUGCGUAGCUUCAAUGAUGUCGCGAGAUCGGAUGUGGAGCUCGAACAAAGUUUGGAGAUUCUGGUUGCCGUCUGCAGAAACAACCCACCGGAGUUUCGAUUGUGCGGCUUAAUUGAAUUGAAUCACUUGACCGGCUUAAAAGCUUUGUUCACUAUGAUUUUGUAUUUAAUUUAUUUAGUGCAAUUUAGCUAUAAUGACUUUUGA